AUGCUGAUCCAGAGUGAUGGAAAAGCCCUACAGCGUCCGGUCCUAUCUCCCGACGGCAAAUCGUUAGCGAUGAUAGCACCGGACGAACGAAUACACCUUAUCGACUUGUGCGAAGCCGCCAAAGGACGGAGAUCCAUCAAUGGGCUGAGGCUUCCUAAAGCAGCGCAGAGCUUCCUGCGAUCCUGCAACAUCCUCCGUUGGUCACCAGAAACCAUAAUUAGCCCUGAAUGCGAGGCUGCCGCCGACGUCUUGUCUGUCACGUCGUCGGAGUGUGAUCUUGGGCGGUCCUGGCUGCUCCUGUCAGACAAUAAACGCCUGAUUGCGCUGAGCACAGACAUUAGAACGGCAGGGAUGAUGGCGAAGGUGGACAGCGAAACCGGUCUGAAGUCCAACAUCCUCGCUGACUACGACCUCGGAGGCCAACUGGGGAAACUCAGCCUUGUAGAGUUUGUCUUUAACCACAAACACGCGCUGGUCAUGUUUGAGUUCGGCUCGGUCGCCUCCAUACUCUCUCUGACCGGACCUCAACGGAAUGAAAUUCCUCAUAUCAAAUUCUCCGAUGCCAGGAGUCUCGCGACAUCGCCAGAUUCCAAGUAUUUUGCCUUGCUCCGCCGCGACAAAGGACAAGAUCGAGUGACGGUAUUUGAACUGGGGGACAACAACCAGGUGAUAUACAAGUCUUUUGAUUGUAACACCUCAGACGCCCAGGAUGUGACGUGGUGCCCGACUGGCCAGCCUCUUCUGGCGGUGCGGGACACGCCCACGUAUGGUGUCAAAGUCUCGUUUAUGACGGCACAAGGUCAUACACUCAAACAGUGGGAAAUCAAGUCUUCUACAUUCCAAUGGGAUCUCAACCUUGCACUCACCGAUCCAGCGGAAGGCGUCGGGCUUACCUACUGGGGUUGGACCCGGACAAACCGCAACAAUGACACUCUGACCCUUCAAAAAUUGGCCAACGGACAGAAGCAGGUGCUUGUGAGGUACCAGCCCACCAACAGCAUGGGUACGAGCACUGUGGCUAAACUCAUGCACCCAGACGUGAUUGAUGGCUCCAAAACGGCUGUAUGGCUGGAGGCCGGCAAGUCUCCAGAGUUCGCUCGACAGUCCGGUAUGUUCGAGGUGACGAGCUCAUCGCCGAGCGCAGACCCUGGUUCACAACUGCGUUCUGCGUCACAUCAUUUUCAGUCCUCGCCACAAGAACUCGACCAAGUUGACCUGAUCGAAUUGAACUCAACCCAUACACUGCUCGCCACGCGGCUGCGGUCGUCGCCUCGAGCAUUGUUCCUCUGGAACGCGCACAAGACAACGAAUCCACUGACCGUUCUGAUUUUCACGCAUUCCAUCCGCCAGAUUCAUUUCCAUCCCCACCUACCACACGUCCUCAUCGUCCUGACAGCUUCAAAGCUGCCAAGGUUAUAUGCUUGGUAUCACCACAGUCUUCCUCCUACGGCAGCACUGAUUCCCAUUGACACAAACGGGUCGACAGACUUUUGGGGGAGCUGGUUGCCAGAUUGCGUGACGCAUGAUCGCUGUCCUUUUCUCCUUACCUCGAAAACUGCCUUUGAAGCUGGCUAUCUGUCCAGCCACCAAGGAAAAAUCAUUUUCGAAAGCAUUUUGCAAUGUCCACCCGACCUAUCUGGAGAUGUCUCAAUGGAUUUGGACGGUGACGACGAAUCCACGACGGAGAUGAUGGAGACGCCGAGCCGACCUAGCAAGCAUCCCGAAAGCGCGAAAGAGACCAUGAAGAAAAAGAAAGCCCGGUUCGACAUCCCGCCAGAUCAAAGGACGGACUGGGCAGAUGAUCCGAUUCAUGCAGAGGCUGGGUAUGCUUAUGCUUGGUGA
Molecule: messenger RNA, 1842 nt
Organism: Fonsecaea erecta
Lineage: Eukaryota; Fungi; Ascomycota; Eurotiomycetes; Chaetothyriales; Herpotrichiellaceae
Exons: 1
Coding region: 1-1842 (613 amino acids)
Biological process (GO): protein localization to mitotic spindle pole body; microtubule anchoring at mitotic spindle pole body; mitotic sister chromatid segregation
Cellular component (GO): microtubule organizing center; MWP complex; mitotic spindle
Source: RefSeq, a predicted model, not a curated record